Molecule: messenger RNA, 3995 nt
Organism: Cuscuta campestris
Lineage: Eukaryota; Viridiplantae; Streptophyta; Magnoliopsida; Solanales; Convolvulaceae
Source: the annotation of a GenBank genome assembly
UGAGUAUCCAAUUGGUCAUAUUUGUUGCAUUUGUGCUGCUUUGUUCAUUUUUUUAUUAGUACAACAUGUAUGGUUUGAUUAUGCAAAGAGUUGUGUGCGGAUUUGGAUGCAUUUCAAGCUAAAUAUGCAAGAAAAAAUUGAUUUGUACUUGCUGAUUUUUCUGAAAUCUGUACUACUCUUGCUGUUUUUGUCCCUUAAGAGUGCUCAUUUGCUUCAAAUAUGAAUUAUUAUUGAUAUAUCUUUCUUGGGGACAAAAUUUUGAAGCAUGCCAUGAUGUUUCUAUGCUGAUUUUGAUGUUUUAGGAGCUGAAUUUUUGAUAAAAUCUGAUCUGCAUGGUUUUUUUUAAAAAAAUCUGCAACAUCUUUUCUUGCUUUUCAUGCUGAAUUUGAGUUCCUAAGAUGCCUACUUGCUGAAUUAUGCACUUUAAUUGUUAAAUACAUGCAUAGGAACUGACUUGAAGGGUAUUUAGCUUGUCUUUGCAAUCUAAAUUUGACCCUUAUAUGCUGAGUUUUGAUGUCAAAGUGCAAAAAUGCAGAAAACUGUUUCUAAAUACUGAUUUGAAGCUUACAAUCUGCACUUGGGUUCUGAAUUUCGGCUUCCGUUGUUUUUACUUUCUCUGAGUGUUUUAAAGAAACACUUUUACUUCUCUUUACUACUUCAUGGUUUAUUUGCAUGUAUGUUUGCAAGUAGUAAACUGUGUCUAGCCAAAGACUUUAAAUCGGGCGGCUUAUGGGAGGCAACCCACUUUCUUUUUAAGUUUUUUUUGCAUUGUUCUUUGAAAAAGGGUUCUUUUACUUCUAACUUCUAGUUAUUGUUGCACUUUUUCUCUUGUUUAUUUUUUUUUCUAACAUGACCCACUAACAUUUUAAAUCAUUUUUUAAAUAAUUCUUUUUAAUUUCUUAUGCUUACUUCUAACUUUAACUUCUUUAACUUCCUGUUGUAUUUUUUUUUCCCUUGUGAUGCAUCAUUUUUUUUCUUUCAUUUAAUUUUUGAAAAACACAAAAAAAAAUAAUAUUGAAAAGAAAAAAAAAGUAUGUUGCUUGCUUUUAAAUGUUUUUACUUAUUUGUGCUUCUAACCAUCUACUUUGAGAGCUUUUUGCAAGAUUUGUUGAGUUUUAGGUGGAAGCAUGGUGUUUGGAGUAAAAAUCUGCACAUUAUGGUGCGAAAAAAUUUGUUUUAAAACAGGGGCUCGAAGUGCUCGGGUGUUGGUAUGCCAUUAAAUUUCAAUUUUCUUAAGCCUUGGGUUUUAUAUUUGAUCAAUUAUGGGAUGAAAAUUGAAAAAUUCUGCACUUCUCAGUUUGAUUUUUGGGCUAUAAACUGAAAAAUAUGCACUUUGUGAGCUGUUUUUUAGUGCAGAAUGAAAAUCCUACACUUUUCACAGCUUAUAUGUGCUAAAAUGGAAAAAAAUCAGAAUUGUUUUUGUUCUUAAACGCAAAAAUACUUGGUCUUAGCCUUCUUUUUGCAGAUUUUUUAGGUCCAACAAAAGCAUGAUAAGGAACGGGGAAUGAUGAAUUGAUGCUGUGUAUACUUUUUUUGUUGAAUUCCCCUAUUCUCUUCUCUCUUUGCUAAGUCUGUGCUUACUUAAUAUUGUCGCUUACUUAUUAUUGUCAUACCAUAUAGAUGCAUCGAGGACUAUGCAAAUUUUAAGUGUGGGGGGAGUUGCUCAUGCUUGUGUCAUUGCUUAAAAAAACUUUUGGGGUAAAUUUUUUUUCAAAAAAAUAGGUUUUGGGUCCAAAUAUUUUGUCAUUCUUUGUUGAAUAUCUUCUUAUUUAGAGCAUUGUUUUCAAAAUUGACCCAAAAACCUCAUUGUUUUCCUUGAGGCUUUAUUCUGAAAGAUAACAAGUGUAUACUUUUUAAACCCACAUUGAGUCUUAUGCUCUUUUCUUGGUAAAAAAUGACCUUAAAAUGUUUGAAAUCCUUCUAGGAAUACCAUAGAAUUUUGUUUUCUAGAACUGGCCAUCCACAUAUAUCUAGAUGCUGCCUAAUCAACCAUUGCUUGAUAUUAAAAUUUGGAAAAAGAAGAGAAACCAGUUUUAGGAGCCUUUUAUUUUUAGAAAAUUGAGUGACUUUUUAUAUUGUUUAGGCUUAUUGAUGAACCUUGCUACCGCUGCUAUUGAGCCGUUUUAAACCAUAAGAUUCCGCUAGGAAACUUUUUUGUAGCAGCUUUAGAGUAAUUGUUAGAACCCAAAAAUCCACACCUUAGUUUUCCAUCCUUGUAGGAUUUCUAGCUCAUUCUGUUUUUAAAAUGCUAUGGGCAUAAAGUUUUAAGUGUGGGUUUAUAAGGUGCACUUUGUUUUUCUUAAUGAUGAUAGAAAAGAUUCAAAUGGUUUCUUUUUGGUCUUUUCAACGAGGACGUUCAAGUCUUAAGUGUGGGGUAUUUGAUAACUCGGGUUUGGGUUAGUACUUUUUAUUCAAUUUUAGCCAUUUUUUUAGAGUUUAAUUUUUAGUUGUUUAGCUUAGUUUUAUUUUAAUUCUUAUUUUUACACUCUUUUUAUUUUCUCUCAAAAAUAAUAUCUUAUAUGUGGAGAAAGUGCAGCAAAAGGCCAAAGUGCAGUUCAAGUUUAAAAAGAAGAGAUCAAAAUUGGGUUGAAGCCCAAUCCAUCAUCAACAACAAUAACCGGCCCUUUCCUCCUUUGCUUUUUAAUUAGCACAAGUAAAAGAAAAAAAAGUCUACGACUCCUUCUUCUUCGCCAUCGUCAACGGAGCGCAGCGCCCAAAUCAAACGCAUAACUCCUCCAACGUUCGGCUCCAUCAAUUGCGCAGCAAUCAAUUAUCAACGGGAAGAAUUCAGCUCCUCCUUGCUAUAAAUUGAAGAGAAUCGACACACAUGAAAGGGGGGGAAACACAUGAGAAUAAAGCAGCGGCCAAGCCGCUGCUAUGGCGGAAUCCGGCGGCAUCAGUUCUGGCGAUGGUCGGCGGUGAUAGGUCAGGCGGUCCCUUCAAGCUCCAAUUCUUCAAUUACUUCUUCUUCAACAAUUGGUAACCCUAUAUGUUAUUUCUUCAAUUUCUUCUCCAAUUUCAUUGUAAAAGUGUUGUUUCAAUUCAAAUUUACAUUUUUUUUCCCUUGUUUGUGUUAAUUUCGAAAAUUUCAAAAUGGUUGGUGUUCUUUUAUGGGUUUUUUAUGUUAUAUUAAAUCCCUUAUGAAUGAAAAUUGAUUCUUACUAGUUUCUUCAAUUUUUGCGCAAAUUGAUGUUAAAUCGGUUGAAUUAUAAAUUUGAUUUCAUAAGUAGGUUGGUAUGUCGACUUCGGUUAUCAUUGAAGCUAAUUUAGCUACAUAUUUUAGUUAAGUGAUUCUCGAAUUCAUACGUGAAUCUUUUUUUUGUGACUUGUGUUUUGUAAAAUUUUAAGGAUUUUGGACUUCUUAGCCACAUAAGUCGAACGUUUUCCUUAAGAUUCGUUAUAGAGUGAUUGUUUAUGUCUUGGUGUUUUUGUUUGUUAUUUUCAUAAAAAUUGGGAUUGUUUAAGCGCAAUAAACAACUCUUGAUUUAAUGAAAAUAUGUAAUGUUCUUUUAUGUGAAUAGAUUACAAUUCUUAUGCUUGAGUAGUUCAAGGAGACCUGCAAAAUAUUUUCAUCAUUAGACGUUAAAGUUUAUUAAAGUGUAUCAAAUGUUCUUCAUGAAUACUUUGUGCAUGGGAGUUAGAAUGAAAGAAAGAUUCGCUCUUUUAUAAACUUUUUCAUCUUUUGGAAUCAUUAUUUGAGCGCUUGAGGUGAGUGGGGGUUCAAAGCUAAGGUUCCUUUUGACUAACUAAGCCAUGGACACUCGGACGGAUCCCCCAAAACCACGCUUGAUGAAACCCAAAGAGAAUCCUCAUUGGGCGGGUUGGAGCCCCUACAAAGGAAUCCCUAGGUUCAACUUGGCCAACCCCAAGUCCAGCGCAGCACGCAGUGGCGACAGAUCAAAAGAACAGAGCAAAGAUAGAAGAAUGAAACAGAGCAGUAAAGAGCGAACAGAAGAAAAGGACAGAGACGAGUAGAACAAAUUGAGGUGUUCAGA